UAAUGACAUAGCUACGUAACCCACCUGGAAUGUGCUCGACCUACUUUCUGUAUAUUUUGCUUCCGGUUGUCAUCGGUCAGUGUAUGUAAGGAAGAGGUAAGAAGCAGAGCUGGUCAGCUAAUUAACCCAUCAAUCAUGUCGUCGGGACAUCGCACAGUGACCACUACGUAUCGCUACGGCGGGCCUGGUGGCAAGACUGAAACCCGCACCAUUACAAUUGGAGGCGACGGAGGAGGCGGUCAGUUCAGAAUUGGAGAUCGCUUUCCAGACUUUCCAGGGUUCGAGGACUUCGGUUUUCCAGAUAUGCCAGGCUUCAAGCACAGCGGACCGGCUCCAGGCCCUCGUCCUGUUCCCGUUCACCACGGCGGCGGUUAUCCUGGUGGAAACAAACCCGCCGCCCCGGGCCCAAAGGCCCCUGCUACUUGCAUUCGGAGCACGGGUGUGGUCAAGCCUGACAUCCCCACCGGGGCAACUACCGUGCAGAAUUUCGAAGAAUUAAAAGCGCAGUGUUUGAGAGAAGGGAGGCUGUUUGAAGAUCCAGAGUUUCCAGCCAUAAACCAAUCCAUUUUCUACAGUCGCGCUCCCCCACGCCCUUUUCAGUGGAAACGGCCUCAUGAGCUUUGUUCCAACCCUGAUCUGUUUGUAGGGGGUGCCAGCAGAUUUGAUGUUCAGCAAGGAGAAUUGGGUGAUUGCUGGCUUCUGGCUGCCAUUGCAUCACUGUCUUUGAACAAAGAACUCCUCCACAAGGUGGUACCACCAAAUCAGUCUUUUGCUGAUGGAGAAUAUGCAGGAAUAUUUGUGUUCAAGUUUUGGCGUUUUGGCAAAUGGGUGGAUGUGGUGGUUGAUGAUCGUCUUCCAACUUAUAAUAACCGCCUUGUCUUUAUGCACUCUGCUGACAGUAAUGAGUUCUGGUCUGCCAUGCUGGAGAAGGCUUAUGCCAAGCUAUGUGGUUCUUAUGAGGCACUCAAAGGAGGUUCAACAUGUGAGGCUAUGGAGGACUUCACAGGGGGUGUCACUGAGAUGUUUGAUUUGAGGCAGCCCCAGCCACCAAAUCUCUUCCAGAUUAUGCAGAAGGCCUUCGAAAGAAGUUCUCUCAUGGGGUGCUCAAUUGAGGCUAGUCCACAUCAGCUGGAGGCAGAACUCUCCAAUGGCCUUAUCAUGGGUCAUGCAUACAGCAUAACAAGUGUCAAGAUGGUGGACAUUAAGACCCCACGUAUGGCUGGUAAGAUCCCUCUGAUCAGAAUUCGCAAUCCUUGGGGCAAUGAAGCUGAGUGGAAGGGUGCUUGGGGAGACAAGUCUCCAGAAUGGAACUUUAUCUCCGAAGCAGAAAGACAAGAAAUUGGUCUGCAAUUUGAUGAUGAUGGGGAAUUUUGGAUGUCCUUUAAAGACUUUGCCUCAAACUUCCAAAAACUUGAAAUUUGUAACCUUGGUCCUGAUGCACUGACUGAGGAUGAAUUGGGCACUACCUCAAAGAAAAAGUGGGAAGCUAGUAGUGAAGAAGGGGGCUGGAAACGCAGGGUCAAUGCAGGAGGAUGCAGGAAUUAUCUGGAUACUUUUUGGACCAACCCCCAAUACAGAAUUUCAGUGACAGAUCCAGAUGAAGAUGAUGAUGACAACACAUGCACUAUUAUUGUUGGACUUAUGCAAAAGGAUAGGCGUAAGAAGAAGAAAGAGGGCUUAGAUCUUCUUACUGUUGGCUACGCCAUCUAUCUGCUUAAAGAUCCAGACUGUGGACCCCUUGACUUGCGGUUCUUCAAGUACAAUGCAUCCUUUGCCAAGUCUCCUUCCUUUAUCAACAUGCGGGAAGUGUGUGGGCGCCACAAGCUGCCUCCUGGCUCUUACGCCAUCAUCCCCUCCACAUUUGAGCCUAAUCAGGAAGGGGAUUUCCUACUUAGAAUCUUCACAGAGAAAGCCAAUACAGCUGCUGCCAUUGAUGAAAAGACUGGCAUAUCUGACGUACAG
Molecule: messenger RNA, 1962 nt
Organism: Lingula anatina
Lineage: Eukaryota; Metazoa; Brachiopoda; Lingulata; Lingulida; Lingulidae
Product: calpain-B-like
Biological process (GO): proteolysis
Cellular component (GO): cytoplasm
Molecular function (GO): calcium ion binding; calcium-dependent cysteine-type endopeptidase activity
Source: RefSeq, a predicted model, not a curated record